UAUGAAAGGCCACGUGUAAUUCGUUUAAUAUAGCAAAGUGGUUUAUAGAUGUUGUAUGUCCUAAAUUCGUAAAGCCAAUUAAAUUAUUGCUAUAUUCAUAUAUACGAUAUGGCUGCCACCUUUACGGCUUUAGACUAUUGUUUGUUUGGUGCAGUACUAAUAGUUUCUGGACUCAUAGGAGUAUACUAUUUACUCAAAGAAAAAUGGGGCGCAAAAGAGGCCUCAUCAGACGACAUUCUUAUGGGUGGUAGAGAAAUGCCGGUAUUUCCGGUUGCAAUGUCAUUGGUAGCAAGUUAUAUGUCUGCUAUCACUGUGUUAGGUACACCAACAGAAAUGUAUGUGUUUGGAAGUCAAUAUUAUUUAGUUGGAUUUUCUGGUCUACUUACAUACCCUGCGACGUGUUAUGUUUUUCUGCCAUUUUUUCACAAUCUUGGAUUAACAAGUGCGUACCAGUAUUUAGAGUUGAGGUUUUGUAGAGCGACAAGAUACCUGGCAGGUGGAAUUUUUGCUUUAGAAAUGCUUUUAUACAUGGCCGUCGUAUUGUAUGCGCCAGCAUUAGCAUUGAACCAAGUGACUGGUUUGUCUCUGUGGGGAUCUAUACUCAGCGUUGGUAUCGUAGUUACAUUUUAUACAUCUAUGGGAGGAUUGCGGGCUGUAUUGUGGACAGAUACCUUCCAAACAUUCAUUGUUGUUGGGGGUCUUAUUGGCAUUAUUUCUAUAGGGAGCUCAAAAUUGGGAGGACUAGCAGAGGUCUGGAGAAUUGCAUCGGAAGGAAACAGAAUUGAAUUUUUCAAUUUUGAUCCUAGUCCAUUCGUACGGUGCACAUUUUGGGGGUUAAUAGUAGGAAGUUUUAUUGGUCAGCUGACUAUCUAUGGUGCCAAUCAAACAAUGUUACAGAGGUACAUGAGUAUCAGUAAUGUUAGAAGCUCACAACUUGCAUUAUUUAUCAGCCUUCCUGCCACUAUGUUGCUGAUUACACUAGUAUGUCUCAGUGGAUUAGUUAUAUAUGCUGCUUACGCUACUUGUGAUCCAUUGCUAGAUGGAAAGAUUUUAGCAAGAGACCAGCUGUUGCCAUAUUUUGUCAUGGAGACACUCGGAACAAUCAAUGGUAUUCCUGGCUUAUUUGUUGCUUGCAUAUUCAGUGCCGCGUUAAGCUCUAUUUCAUCGUGUUUAAAUGCUUUAUCCAUUACCGUGCUUGAGGAUUUGAUCAAACCUACACUGGACUAUUGUGAUGUGACAAUGUCACAGAGAUCAGAGGCCAGACUGGCAAAACUGCUAGGUGUACUCGGUGGACUUCUUGUUAUUGGACUAGCUUUUCUGUGUUACUUUCUGGGAACUACUGUCUUGCAGAUUAUGAUAACAGUGUUGGGUAUGGCUGGUGGACCACUUUUGGCAUUGUUUAUCAUGGGAAUGUUUAUGCCAUGUGUGAAUGCAGUGGGAGCGACUGUAGGGACUAUAAUUGGAUCAAUAGUAAUAUUCUGGAUCGUCGCUGGGGCAUUUGUUUAUCAAGCUCCAUUACCAGAAUUACCUUUCCGAACAGAUGGGUGUGAUGUUAAAGACCAAAUAAAUGAUUUGUUUAACCAAUUUACAUCGCACGUGGUAGAUUUUAGUGCGACAAGUAAACCUGAUAUUGUAACUGAGCUUGUAACAGAUCAUUCUGUGGACUGGUCCGGAUAUAAGAUAAUAUAUCAGCUGUCGUUUCUAUGGUAUCCAACAGUUGCUGUUUGUAUCUCAAUUGUGUUUGGAAUACUUAUUAGUUGGGCAACAGGAUGGAGAAAAGGGAAGAUAAAUUCACGUUAUAUCUAUCCAGUGUCAGAAAAACUUUGUUGCUGUUUACCGGCAUUUUUUCUAAGAUGUUUUAACUGCAACCAGCUAUGGAAAUAUAAUCAACAAUCGGGAAGUGACUUACUUUCGGAUGAAGAAGAUGAAGAUGAUAUUCCAAUAACGAUAUAUACUAAAACUAAAAUUGAUGGCAGAAAUUCACAAGAAGCUGAAUUAACACAACCUGACAUUGCAAUACCAAAGAUCAGCCAGGCAGAAAUAGACAAUAAUUGCAGUAGACUCGUUGCAGAGCAUGAACAAUCAUCAGAAAGGAGUGCGUCUCCAAUUCAUUACUAUAAAAUUUUCUGGAAUGAUAGUUAA
This is a messenger RNA of Mytilus californianus (California mussel), 2142 nucleotides long. RefSeq names its product sodium-coupled monocarboxylate transporter 1-like. NCBI's taxonomy places the organism in Eukaryota, Metazoa, Mollusca, Bivalvia, Mytilida, Mytilidae. Bases 109 to 2142 code for a protein of 677 amino acids. Gene Ontology annotation, biological process: sodium ion transport; transmembrane transport. Gene Ontology annotation, molecular function: symporter activity. The transcript has 16 exons. Gene Ontology annotation, cellular component: membrane. The record is from RefSeq and is a predicted model, not a curated record.